Lepisosteus oculatus (spotted gar) is the source of this 2231-nucleotide messenger RNA. Its product is annotated as tripartite motif-containing protein 42. Gene Ontology annotation, molecular function: ubiquitin protein ligase activity; protein binding; zinc ion binding. NCBI's taxonomy places the organism in Eukaryota, Metazoa, Chordata, Actinopteri, Semionotiformes, Lepisosteidae. The record is from RefSeq and is a predicted model, not a curated record. Gene Ontology annotation, biological process: protein monoubiquitination.
GCCUUAGUGUUUUUUUUUCUUAUCCGUUUGCUUGCUGACUUCCUACUGACAGAAGAAAGUGAACGUCUUUUUUCUCUUUUAUUUUACUUUUAUCUUAUUUUAUGUUAUUUGCUCUACAUUUGAACGAAUAGGCAUAAUUAAGUUUCCGAAUUUCUAACGUGAUUAUAAUUUCUCAUGUCUUGAGAGUGAAGGCAAGAAGACUGAGGGGGAGUUGAGAAAGACUUGUGGACGACAAUGUCAGAGGCAAAAGACGAGGCAGAAACCAGGUGGUGGAGGAGAGGCAGUACAGAGAGAGAGAACAGUGGUGAUAAGACACCAUCGACAGAAAGCUUGCCGAAAAGCCCUGGAAAACAACUGUAUUUGAAAAAUCUUCACAAAAAAGAGCGUUUACCUGUAGGUUCUGCCCCAGGAGCAACAGAUUCCAGAACAGAACUUGCUCAUCUGGAUGGCUCUAUCUACCAACAUCUUACAUGUCCCUCCUGUAAAAAUAUAUUUUCCCAGCCAUGUGUACUGCCAUGUAAUCACAGUUUAUGCAAGCACUGCCUGGGUGCCAUUAAGAAAAAGGCAUCCCGAGAUGAGAGCAACCUGCAAUUUGCCAUGUGUCCAGUCUGCAACCUGCUUCACAGAUGUGAGCACAAUGGCACAUUUAAUUUUCCGGAAAACCACCUUCUUAGAAAUAUUGUGAAAAGAUACUCUCAACAGUCUAAGACACGCAGCUCUAAAAAGAAGCAGGGCCUGGCAUUUGAGGAGUUUGUCAACUGUGAGCUAUGCCUCAAGGACAAGAACAUAUCUGAGAGAUAUUGUAAGACCUGCAUGCUCAAUUACUGCAAGAAAUGUCUGAAGAAACUUCACAGUAACCCUGCUUUCCAGUUUCACAUGCUGACAAAACCUGUCAACAAAGAGGAAGGUGAACUAGCAUGCUUCUACCACCCUGAAAAGGUCUUGACAUAUUAUUGCUUCACUGAUGGAGCAACCAUUUGUGAAGAGUGCAUGAAAGUCAACCACAUCAGCCAUGAAAGAGCAGAGAUCUCAGAGGCUUAUAUUAACAGAGUAAAAAGCCUAAAUGCAGCUCUUGAGCAAGCAGGGAGAAUUAAAGAUGCAUGUGAAGCUGACAUCACGGACGUAAAGCUUUUUACAUGCAGGCUUAAGUGUGAAGGUGUGGAGCUGCUUCGAAGGGUAACAGAAGGAUUUCUUAGCUUGCACAAAAAACUCACUGAAAAAGAGGAAGAGAUAACAGAGGUGAUCGAAAUGCUGUUGAUGAAAAGUCAAGAGGAGGCCGAUCAGUUCAUCAGCUACUCCUCUAAGCAUCUGUCUUUCCUGGAGGGCUUGGUUCAGUACUCACAAGAGGCACAGAAGGAAAGAAACAAAGCAGUGUUCCUGCAGGGCAUUGAUAACACUGUCUCAGAAAUCUACACAGUUUUAGAUGAGAUCUACCAGCCCAACAAGAGCUUAAAAGAAGAACCUCUUAAAAACCUAACAGUGGAUUUUGAAAGUGUCAUGGAUGGUUUGAGUGAUCUUUAUACUAAGUACCUCAUCUUUGAUAAAAACAUCAAGAAACCAAAUGUCCAAAGAACCUAUAGCGCAGCUCUGACUGCUCCUUCCAUCACAUCAAUAGGCGCUGCUGCAGAAGUAGUGGAGAAAGAGGAAUCCCAAAACUCAAUCCAGGACUGGCCUGAGGAAAACAAUAUGAGGGUGGUUUCCAGUGAUACUGGGGGUAACUCAAACAGUGAGGAAUUAGAGCUUUUACCAGCUGGGGACAGGUCUGAGGAUAAGCUACACCUGCCCAGACCACCAGUCAUUUACCAGCACAAUGUGAAAGGAGUCUCAGCUGAGAUCUUUUGGAUGGUGCCUCUUGGAGAACAGGUGGAUACUUUUGAUGUCAAGUUUCAAGAAAUAGUUUCUAUCCGUUCCACCAAUGUUCUGCCUCAAGAUCAAGGUGAAAUGGUCUUUGGCAUAAAGAUGUGCUCUUUCAGAGCAGGCCCUCUGAAACCCAAAGCCCAGUAUCUUUUCACUGUGCGAGCACUAAAUAAAUAUGGCCAUGGAAAAUGGAGCUGUCCUUACUGGGUUAUGACUGAAGAUGCUGAUGAAGAAUGACUGGACGGACUAGGGAAACUAACUUUAAAUUGUCCAAUAAGCAACCUGAGAAAAGACUGACAUUCAUCUCCAGACCUGCUUCAACUGUGCCAUUUUUUGUUGAUUGGAUUCAAGUAUUAAAAAUGGCUCUCGUAAUA